This is a messenger RNA of Engraulis encrasicolus (European anchovy), 576 nucleotides long. RefSeq names its product gsg1-like 2b (gene gsg1l2b). The transcript is spliced from 5 exons. The coding region runs from base 1 to 576 and encodes 191 amino acids. Lineage: Eukaryota; Metazoa; Chordata; Actinopteri; Clupeiformes; Engraulidae. The record is from RefSeq and is a predicted model, not a curated record. Gene Ontology annotation, cellular component: plasma membrane.
AUGGGGAUGGACCGGAGGAGAAGGGCUUCUCUCGCGCUCACCUUGAACUUCGUCGCGCUUCUGUUCGCCGUUUCCGCGCUCACUACCAGUUACUGGUGCGAAGGGACCCGGAAAGUUGUCAAACCGUUUUGCACGGGGCCGAUUACUUCCAAACAAACAUACUGCAUCAGGUUUAACAGCUCGAACCUAAACGACACCCGCCUGGUUCAGUACAUCUGGGAAACAGGGGAGGAUAAGUUUGUCAUGAGAAAAUUUCACUCUGGAAUUUGGUUUUCCUGCGAGCAAAAUGUGGAUAUGAACGGUGAAAAAUGUAGAAGUUUUCUCAACAUUGCCCCACCUCACGAAAGAGGUGUGCUGUGGCUGUGCAUUGUGGCUGAGUGCCUGUACAUCCUCCUCCUGUCCACCGGGGGCAUCCUCAUGUCAAUAGAGGUCUGUCAUUUUGGCAACGUCAUUGAUGGCCUCAAACUCAAUGCCUUCGCCGCCAUCUUCACCGUCCUCUCAGUCUUCUGCAACGGUUUAAAACCGCCCACCAUGGACCAGUGGCAAGCAGAGACCGCCUGGGUUGCGGCUGAGUGA